Messenger RNA from Triplophysa rosa, 1524 nucleotides. It is a transcript of the gene coxfa4a, whose product is annotated as NDUFA4 mitochondrial complex associated a. The record is from RefSeq and is a predicted model, not a curated record. The transcript has 4 exons. Lineage: Eukaryota; Metazoa; Chordata; Actinopteri; Cypriniformes; Nemacheilidae. Bases 116 to 364 code for a protein of 82 amino acids.
AGACUGAGUCGUCCAGUCUCAGUGCUGGAACGAGGCUGGUAGAAGUCGCUUACAGGCCUUGGUUAAUCCUGUCUUCUGUACACUUUGGGAGUUGAAACUCAUCUCAUUCAUCACAAUGCUGGGUACGGUCAGUCGGCAACUCAAGAGCCACCCUGCUCUGAUCCCACUACUUAUUUUCAUUGGUGGUGGAUGCGCCAUGUCCCUGACAUAUCUGGCUCGCCUGGCCAUCCGUAACCCAGAUGUCUGCUGGGAUAAGAAAAACAACCCAGAGCCCUGGAAUAAACUGGAGCCCACUUACCAGUACAAGUUCUACGCAGUAAACGUGGACUACAACAAACUGAAGAAGGACCGCCCUGACUUCUAAAUGCAUCUAGGGAAUCCAGACAUUGCGCUGGACCAAAGGCUUGAUUUAAAACAAAAACUAAAGAGCAACAAGUCCACACUUCCAUGGCCCUUCUUCCCAUGUUAAUUUAUGUAAUGAGACUAAAUCCUUGCUGGAUCCCUUCUGAACAUAUUUGAUCUAUGACGUCACUAGUAUUUUCUUUCCAAUGUUUGUUGUCGAACAAUUAAUAAAAAGGGAUUUUCUCCCACAUACAGAGAAAAAUGAGCUGAUGUGUCAUGAUCAUGUGGGUGUUUGAGUGUGUAUUUGUGUGCAACAGAUUUUAUUCAGUGCUGCAAAAGCAGACUUCCACUGGUUAAAGAAAGCUGGAUGUGGGCAUGUUUUUUCAAAACACAUUUCUUGGGUUUUCUGUUCACUGUUAUUUUGCAAAUGGUGCAUUACAUUAUAUUUAUUUAUUUUGCAAGUCAAUAUUUAAAAUCUACAUUCGUUUUUAAAUUAGGUUGUGUCAGAGUAAUUUGAGUGACUGAAUGGAAAACUAAAUUUUGCCUCAAGUUUAUCAUGACAUCUUACUGUGGAGCUGAACUAUUACUGUAUCUUGAUUUCAGUAAUAUAUUUUAUUCAUACAGUAUUCACUUAAUAAUGAAGGCUGUAUUGUUCACUCUACACUGUAAUUGAAUAUGAGUAAAUAGUCACAACUAAACAUUAUUAUAAUCAGUUCGUCAGCUUUUUAAAGGGGUCAUAUUUUCCCAUUUGUGGGCCACAUAAGGGUUUUUGUUUUGAUUUGGCCCAAGCACUGUAAACCACAGAACUAAUGGAUGUGGGCCAGAUUUGGCCCAAGCACUGUAAACAGACUAGAACUAACGGAUGUGGGCCAGAUAUGGCCCAGACUACACUGCAAGUAUAUAUAUGUAUUGAGGCCCGGAUUUGGCCCAGAGAACAGUCAAUGCAUGCAUGUCUGUGACCCAGAUGUGGGCCACAUAAGUACUUUGUUCUGGCCAAGUACAUGCCUGGGUUCUGGGCACAGGACUGGCCCAACCACUGAAAACCACAGAACUAAGAUUUGGUCCACAAACAACUUUAAUUAAAUGAUUGUGCAGUUUGAAGGGGAAAUUGGUGCAACAGGACCACAUUGUAUUUUUUACCAUACAAAAGCUGUUAUAAUUAAACAAACCAAGAAAACAAUU